AGUGAAAGUAGGUGGAUAGAAACGAGAAAAAAAAAAAAAAAACAAACGCACACGGAAGACGCAGACUUAUUUCUCAUGUGGUAAAGAGCUGGCGGCAAAACCAGUGCUUGCACACUAUGGCGCUGUGGAAGCAAAUGACCCAGCAGUUGCAAUACCUGCCAACUCAGACGCUGAAUGAACUCUACCCGGACACAUUCCCUCUGGACAUCAGGCACUAUCUUGCCCACUGGAUAGAGGAACAGGCAUGGGAGAACUUUGAUGUAGACAACAUGGACCAGGAGCCUCAGGCCCGAAGGCUGUUGGAUCAGAUGGUGCACCUGCUGCAGGAGUUGGCCACACGCAACCCUAAUGUGGUGGAGAAGGUCAAAUUACAGCACAUCAGCAGGAACUUGAGCGUGUUUCAGCCACAGCCCUUGCAACUUGUGAGGACAGUGCGAGAUAUUCUGAGGAAAGAGAGACACUUAUUAGGACAGCAAGGUAUGCCCAACUUCACACCCUACCAGCCAAUGCCUCAGGGUCCUCCAGCUGCCAAUGGCACCCCACACCCUCCAAGGGAGGAAAGUAACACUGAUGUGGACAAUCUAGUGCUCAAAGUUUUGGAAAUUCAGAACUGUCGCCAAUCUCUUCAUCAGCUACAAGAGGAGUUGAACUGGGAAAAACAGGAGACCGAGUCUAUGUCAGGACCAAAUGAAUUGGAUCCACAACAUCCAGAUCAAGUCACUAGAAAAAAUCGUAUACAGCAACUUGAGUACAACUAUUCAGGUUGUGCGAAGAAGCGUGUACAGCUGCUUCAGGAGGCCGUAUGUGCUCUGGAGCAGUGCCAAUCCUGUCUGAUUCACAGAAUAAAGUCCUGGAGGUGGGAGCAGCACAGAGCAACCAUUGGCCUGCACUUUAAUGACAACCUUGGCCCUCUGCAGACAUGGUGUGAGCAGUUGCUCGGGGUGAAUGGUAAUCUAAGGCAGGAGCUCAUGUUACUGAAGAGAGACCAUGGAGGUGCUGAGCAGUUUCACACGCUGCAGGAUAGUCUGGACCGUCUUGUCCAGACUCUCAUUCAGAGUUCAUUGGUGGUAGAUAAGCAGCCACCCCAGGUGAUUAAAACUCAGUCCAAGUUCUGCACCACUGUGCGAUGUCUGCUGGGAGAGAAGAUGGCUCCUGGAAAACCUGUCAUGUUGAAGGCUCAGAUUAUUACUGAAGCACAAGUGAAGAACAUGGGUCAACAAGGGGUCGUACCUAAUGAAAAUGUAGGAGAACUUAUCAACAGCACAGCCAUCUUAGAACACAACACUGCCAGCAAGAGCACAUGUGCAACCUUUAGGAACAUGUCCAUAAGGAAGAUCAAACGAGCGGACAGGAAGGGCUCUGAAUCAGUGACAGAGGAAAAGUUUGCUUUGCUGUUCACCACAGAAAUAAUCAUCACAGGCUGUGAGAAACCUUUUGGCAUUCAGACAAUCACUCUUCCUGUGGUUGUAAUUGUACAUGGCAGUCAGGAAAUCAAUGCCAUGGCAACUAUCAUAUGGGACUGUGCCUUCUCAGAGCCUAACAGGAUACCGUUCGUUGUUCCGGAGCGAGUGCCCUGGAAUCAGAUGUGUGAUGCUCUCAGCAGUAAAUUCAUGUCUGAGGUGCAGACGCAGCGUGGCUUGGACCGAUAUAACCUUCACUUUCUCGCCCAGAAGAUCUUUGAUCAACCAGACAUCUCUGAAGACUUCAGCAACAUGCCUGUGUCCUGGGCUCAGUUCAACAAGGAAGUUCUGCCUGGUCGAAACUUCACCUUCUGGCAGUGGUUUGAGGGGGUGAUGGAUCUUACAAAGAAAUGCCUAAAAGAGUAUUGGAGUGAAGGAUUGAUCUUUGGUUUCAUUGGGAAGCAACACCUCCAUGUCAUCCUGCAAAACAAACCCAAUGGCACAUUUCUUCUGCGCUUUAGUGAUUCAGAGAUUGGUGGCAUCACCAUUGCCUACGUAGGUCCCAGUGAUAAUGGAGGCAGGAAAAUCCAGAACAUUCAGCCCUUCACCAAGAAGGAUCUGGACUCAGCUGGCCUCGGUGACCGCAUAAGGGAUAUUAACUGCAUCUCUCAUGUGUAUCCAGACCUACCAAAGAAUGAUGUAUUUAAAAAAUUCUUUACAGUGCCCACUCCCCCGCAUCCUGAUGGAUACUUGCCCUUUAAACUAACAACAGUAGUCAACCCAGGAGACCAUGGCUCCUCCACCUCCAGCAUACCACCUCCGACUGAGCCCUCUCAGGAUCUCUACUCAGUGGGCCCAACUUUCCACAACAUGAAUCAGGAUGUGUUCUCACCACAUCCCAGUCAUUGUACACCCCCAUAUAUGCCAGAGCAUUCAAUUUCUGUUCCAGGGCAUCUGUAUUCUUCACCUAUGUCAGCAAAUCCCUCAGGUGACGACAUGGACAUGGAGACACUGGAGGAAAUUUUGAGGGACAUUUGAGGUACUACCCCACUGUUCUUAGUGGAAAAGGCUUGGUGCUUAAAGGACAUCCAAUGCAACUCACAUGUUUUACCAAAAUCCCAAAAGGACACAUGACCCCAUUUGUUCCCAAAAGAGGUGUAUCUGUAGGAAAAUAUUAGAUAAACUUGUUUUGAACAUGCUACAGGGCAUAUCCAUGAAUCACUGGUAAAUAAUGAGACUGUGGGUAGAAGAUGUCUUAGGGAAUAAUUACAUGGGUUGUAUAGGUCUCCUCCCACCAGGAAAACACACUAAACUUAAUGCAGUUAAAUGGAGAAUUGUUUUUUAAAAUCAACUUAUCGAGGACAUUUCAUUUAAUUUCUAUAAGCAGGUGAAGCUAUUUCAGAUUAGCAUGUAGUAUCUAAAUUCAAAAGUAAUUCCUGAAAAGUUUCAGUCUUAUGACUAGUCUUGAAAACAGCAACACGGCAGAAAUUAUAACUGACAAGUGAAACAAGAAAUUAUUUUUUUCUUUAUCAUGUGGUAGUAUUUUCCAUUGUAUCAAAAGAGACCAAAUAGAUAUAACUUACCAGACAGUUUUGUCCUCCCUGCCUAGUGCAGAGUAAAACAUUUAGGAACAACAUUUUGUAAGUUUACUUCUGAAGUUUUCUGCAGAAAACAGAGUUACCACAGUUAUGGAAAACCUGGAAAUAUCAAGGAAUUUUAAAAUGGUGAUUUCCAGGCUUGAAAAAGCUAUGAAAAUUAAUUAAAUCUUAAAAGUCAUGGGAAUUCCGAUAGUGGAUGUCAUUUUUUUUCUAAUCAUGCUCUGCUCUAAAAUAUUGCAUCAGUUUUUUUUUUUUUUUGCGAGGACAAUCUCUAAAAAUAUUUUUAAAAAUUCUUAUUCUGUAAUCACAAAUGCAUGGAAAACAGGAUACCAAUGUGGAUAUGUGUCACGAGCAGAUUAGCAGUAUUUUAGUCUUGAUGUCCUGAACGAAACUGAUUAUCAAGGGAAGCAGACACUCCUAUUUGGCUUAAUUUCAGAAGUGAGCUGAGACUAAUAUCAUCACAGCUAUGUUUUUUUAACGUGUUUUUUUUUUUUUUUUAUCUGUUCUUUUAAUGUUUUUAUAAAACUCUGUGAAUAGAGUAACUUCCCAUGAUUCAAUGUAUUACAUCUUAGUUUAAGGCCAUGUUUCCAUAUAAACUCAUCUCAAAUUCAUUUGCCUGUUUUAUUUGCAUGAAUUGUUUCGUGAUUGCAUAUUUACUAUUCAGUAUUCUUAUGAUGCUACAGUUAGAUUUGGCGAUUAAGAUAAAUCACAGUUUGUCAAGUUUAUAUCAUGUCACUAGUGGAUUUUACAUUGUCACAUAGCAUCUGUUCAUUUAGUGGCACAACGAUCUCUUACUCAAUUUUGACAUUAGUGUGACAAUUUUGACCUUAGAAAAUGCCUCUUUGGAAGCCUCUCUUUCUAUCAUAAUCAUGCAAAAUUAUUAUUUUUUUUUUUUUGCACAAAAUAACAUUAAGGUUGUAUGUCUGAAUGAUAAAUAAGUGUAGACAAAACACUGCUCGGCAUAUUUUCUGUCUUUAGUGCUUGAAGUUAUCUUUCUUAAAAUUCAAAUGUAAUAUACAUAAACUCAGCAAAAAAAGAAACAUCUCACUUUCAACUGCUUUUAUUGUCAGCAAACUUAAUAUGUGUAAAUAUUUGUAUGAACAUAAAGAUUCAACAACUAUGACAUAAACUGAACAAGUUUCACAGACAUGUGACUAACAGAAAUGGAAUAAUGUGUCCCUGAACAAAGAGGGGGUCAAAAUCAAAAGUAACAGUCAGUAUCUGGUGUGUCCACCAGCUGCAUUAAGUACUGCAGUGCAUCUCCUCCUCAUGGACUGCACAAGAUUUACCAGUUCUUGCUGUGAGAUUUUACCCCACUCUUCCACCAAGGCACUUGGAAGUUCCCGGACAUUUCUGGGGGAAUGGCCCUAGCCCUCCAAUCCAACAGGUCCCAGACGUGCUCAAUGGAAUUGAGAUCCGGGCUCUUCGCUUGCCAUGGCAGAACACUGACAUUCCUGUCUUGCUGGAAAUCAUGCACAGAACGAGCAGUGUGGCUGGUGGCAUAGUCAUGCUGGAGGGUCAUGUCAGGAUGAGCCUGCAGGAAGGGUACCACAUGAGGGAGGAGGAUGUCUUCCCUGUAACGCACAGCGUUGAGAUUGCCAGCAAUGACAACAAGCUCAGUCCGAUGAUGCUGUGACACCCUGCCCCAGACCACGACGGACCCUCCACCUCCAAAUCGAUCCCAUUCCAGAGUACAGACCUCGAUGUAACGCUCAUUCCUUCGACGAUAAACGCGAGUCCGACCAUCACCCCUGGUGAGACAAAACCGUGACUCGUCAGUGAAGAGCACUUUUUGCCUGAACAGAGUAGGUGGGUUUGUGCCCAUAGGCAACGUUGUUGCUGGUGAUAUCUGGUAAGGACCUGCCUUACAACAGGCCUACAAGCCCUCAAUCCAGCCUCUCUCAGCCUAUUGCGGACAGUCUGAGCACUCAUGGAGUGAUUGUGCGUUCCUGGUGUAACUCGGGCAGUUGUUGCCAUCCUGUACCUGUCCCACAGGUGUGACAUUCGGAUUUACCGAUCCUGUGCAGGUGUUGUUACACGUGGUCUGCCACUGUGAGGACGAUCCGCUGUCCUUUCUAUCUCCCUGUAGCACUGUCUUAGGCGUCUCACAGUACGGACAUUGCAAUUUUUUGCCCUGGCCACAUCUGCAGUCCUCAUGCCUCCAUGCAGCAUGCAUAAGGCACAUUCACGCAGAUGAGCAGGGACCCUGGGCAUCUUUCGUUUGGUGUUUUUCAGAGUCCGUAGAAAGGUCUCUUUAGUGUCCUAAGUUUUUAUAACUGUGACCUUAAUUACCUACUGUCUGUAAGCUGUUAGUGUCUUAACGACCGUUCCACAGGUGCAUGUUCAUUAAUUGUUUAUGGUUCAUUGAACAAGCAUGGAAAACAUUGUUUAAACCAUUUACAAUAAAGAUCUGUAAAAUUAUUUGGAUUUUUACAAAAUUAUCUUUUAAAAUACAGUGUCCUGAAAAAGGAUGUUUCUUUUUUUGCUGAGUUUAGUUUCUUUCCUAUAAACUGUGAUUUUGCCUUCCAAAAAAUACUGUUCUAAAUAUUGUAAAAUAUAAAUCUUUCAUCUACUCAGUGCUUUGAAAGGCACAAUAUCAAAUGGGAUGUUUUUUUCAAAGGCCAACAGUAACUGUACAAUUCAUACAGAAUGCCAUAAAAUGUUUAUUAAUCGUGUAUUUACCCUGCACCUGCGUGAUCAUUGAUGCUAAAUAUUUUGUAAUUCUACUUUUGUCCCUGAACCACACCGAGGUUUAGCCAUGAAAAAUUUAAGUUGAAAAUAUGAGGUUUUCCCUUUUAAUUCAACGUGACCAAAAAUGUAAAUCAAGUAAAUAAGAAUCUGUUUUUAUAAAGAAAUAUUUGAAUUUGAUUCAUGUUUUAUCAUCUUCAUCUGAUAAAUAAAUAAAAAUGUCUCAUGAGCCAA
Molecule: messenger RNA, 5920 nt
Organism: Myxocyprinus asiaticus (Chinese sucker)
Lineage: Eukaryota; Metazoa; Chordata; Actinopteri; Cypriniformes; Catostomidae
Product: signal transducer and activator of transcription 5B-like
Exons: 21
Coding region: 117-2438 (773 amino acids)
Biological process (GO): growth hormone receptor signaling pathway via JAK-STAT; response to peptide hormone; regulation of cell population proliferation
Molecular function (GO): RNA polymerase II cis-regulatory region sequence-specific DNA binding; DNA-binding transcription factor activity, RNA polymerase II-specific
Source: RefSeq, a predicted model, not a curated record